Messenger RNA from Pieris macdunnoughi, 903 nucleotides. The record is from the annotation of a GenBank genome assembly. Lineage: Eukaryota; Metazoa; Arthropoda; Insecta; Lepidoptera; Pieridae.
AUGGAGGUGUCAACUGCAAAAGUGAUAUCUAUGCUGGCCUUGGGGCUUGGGAGUUUUUGUGCUGGUAUGGCACCAUUGUGUAUUUCAGAAAGAUCGAGACAGCGGCAUCCCCUUCUUAUUUCUUGUCUGCUCUGUUUUGGAGGUGGUGUUCUACUAUCCACGUCGCUCACCCACAUUCUGCCGGAAUCCCGAGAAAUGCUAGGAAAAUAUUCAGAACUUGGGUUUUGUGUUGGUUUCUUUCUGGUUUAUUUUGUAGAUGAAAUGGUUCAUUUCUUUUACGGCGCACAUCACACCAGCCAAAGAGAGAGAACUAGUUAUGGGACGGAGGAAUCUCGUCUUUUAAGGGAUGAUGAGAUGAGAGAACGAUGUGGUGGUGCUGAAAAUCCACGUAUGUGUCAUGUUAGCCAUAAUGCACCUUGUAACAGGAGUUAUUCGGGGGUCAUAGGUUUAUUAUGUGCGUUGCUUGUGCACAGUUUUUUGGAAGGACUCGCUAUUGGCCUGCAAGAAACAGCAUCGCAGGUCCUUCUUCUUUUAGCAGCAGUGGCCUGUCAUAAAUUUGUGGUGGGUUUUUGUCUUGGGGCUGAAUUAUGCGCGAGUGGAAGAAGCCUUAGCGCUCACAUAGUGUCAAUUCUGCUCUUCAGUGGGGGUUCAGUUGCAGGCAUUGGGUUAGGUGCCGGAAUCGAUGUUAUAAGCCAGCUGAAGAAUUCAGUUGCUGUGUCCAUCAUGCAGGCAUUAGCUGCUGGAACGCUUCUGUAUGUAACCGUGAGUGAAGUUCUUCCAAGGGAAAGAGCCCGCUGGCAUGAACAAAAACGUUCAGCGGGAGUUGCGCAGUUCUUCGCUGUGGUAACAGGGUUUGCUGUCAUGUAUCUUUCUACCAUGUACCUAGAUCAUGAUGCAGAUUAA